AUGGCUCACAACCCCUACCAGCUUGAGGUAGACCAGGACGUUUACCUUGAUCCUCACAAGUUGGUCCUUCCCUCACACUGCAUGCGUAGUGCUACCGGGAAGGUUGUUGUAACAAUAUGCGAGGGCAGCAAAACAGUCCUGAACUGCACUAACGGCAGGAUCAACAUCGGCAGCGCCCUCUACGGGAGGACCGAAGCAGAUGUUUGUCCACACGACAAGGUUAGCAAUACAAAUUGCAUGGCAGCUGGUGUGUUCGACACCAUUUCGUGUUGCACUGGUCUUUCCCAAUGUGCUGUGACUGCAUCGAGUAGUUUAUUUGGCGAUGAUCCAUGUCCAGGCACAUAUAAAUACCUUCAGAUCACUUAUACGUGCGAACCCGAGGACGACCUUCCCCCACAAACCCUGAUAAGCAUCGACAUAUGUGAGGGAAAGGACGAACCAAGGAUCACCUGCUCGGCUGGACAGACCAUCAGCAUUUGCUCGUCCAUCUAUGGCCAAAGUGACACAACAACUUGCGCGAAAACCCGGCCGGCGACAACGUCCAAUGUGGACUGCAUGUCACUGAAUCCCUUAUACGUAAGGACGACUUGCCAAGGGGAGCAGAGUUGCACUGUUAACGCCGUAAAUAGUGUCCUAGGUGGCGAUCCCUGCCGUGGUACCUAUAAGUAUCUACACAUCGAUUAUAGAUGUGUCGCGUAGUGAUGACACCUGUUUCUCUCUUCCUCUUUCUAUUUCUCUCUCUCUGCCUCCCUCUCUCUAUGCCUCUUUCUUCUGUUUUU
Messenger RNA from Strongylocentrotus purpuratus (purple sea urchin), 779 nucleotides. RefSeq names its product L-rhamnose-binding lectin CSL3-like. Gene Ontology annotation, molecular function: carbohydrate binding. Lineage: Eukaryota; Metazoa; Echinodermata; Echinoidea; Camarodonta; Strongylocentrotidae. The coding region runs from base 1 to 699 and encodes 232 amino acids. The transcript has 3 exons. The record is from RefSeq and is a predicted model, not a curated record.